AUGGCUUGGUUUGACAGAUUUACCACCUUUGUCAAGGCACAAGGGUAUCAUCAGGGACACUCAAAUCACACACUAUUUACAAAGAAGUCAAUUUCAGGGAAGAUUGCAGUUCUCAUUAUAUAUGUCGAUGAUAUUGUGCUACCUGUUGACAAUGAUGAUGAAAUUAUGAGACUUAAAACAAAAAUGGUCGAAGAGUUUGAAAUCAAAGACCUUGGGAAGUUAAGAUAUUUUCUCAGGAUGGAAGUGGUUCGAUCUAAAGAAGGUAUUUUAGUGUCUCAACGAAAGUACACCCUUGACUUACUCAGAGAGACAGGUAUGACAGGGUGUAAAUCCGUUGACACUCCGGUAGAGUACAAUGCAAAGCUUAGUAAUAUAGAUAACAGAGUUCCUAUCAACAAGGAAAGAUAUCAGCGAUUAGUUGGGAAGUUAAUCUAUCUAUCUCACACGAGACUCGAUAUAUCCUAUACAGUGAGUGUUGUCAGUCAGUUUAUGCAAGCUCCCUAUAAGGAACAUAUGACAGUUGUUGAGCGUAUUUUACGAUAUUUGAUGGAAACUCCUGGUAAGGGCUUAAUGUUCAGAAAGUCCGAUAAAAGGUGCAUUGAAACUUACACCGAUUCUGUCUGGGCAGGUUCUGUUGUUGAUAGAAAGUCAACAUCUAUGUAUUGCACUUUUGUCUGGGGAAAUCUUGUUUACUUGGAGAAGCAAAAAACAGGGAGUUGUAGCUAG
Benincasa hispida (wax gourd) is the source of this 726-nucleotide messenger RNA. The record is from RefSeq and is a predicted model, not a curated record. NCBI's taxonomy places the organism in Eukaryota, Viridiplantae, Streptophyta, Magnoliopsida, Cucurbitales, Cucurbitaceae.